AUGAUGAUGAAGAACUUCAUUAGAAACAUGGCAACAACUGCCGCAAAGACUCCUAACCUCAAGACCUUCAAGAUCUACAGAUGGAACCCAGACACUCCAGACGUCAAGCCCCACAUGCAAUCCUACACCUUGGACAUGAACAAAACCGGGCCAAUGGUUCUUGAUGCUCUCUUGAAGAUCAAAAACGAACAUGACCCAACCUUGACCCUCAGAAGAUCCUGUAGAGAAGGUAUCUGUGGUUCCUGUGCUAUGAACAUUGGCGGUAGAAACACCUUGGCUUGUCUUUGUAAAAUCGACAAGGACUCGGGCAAGGACUUGAAAAUCUACCCUUUGCCUCACAUGUACAUUGUCAGAGACUUGGUUCCUGAUUUGACCUUGUUCUACAAACAGUACAAAUCCAUCCAACCUUAUUUACAAUCCGAUAAGCCAAUGCCUGAAAGAGAAAACCUUCAAUCCAUUGAAGACAGAAAGAAGUUGGACGGUUUAUACGAAUGUAUUCUUUGUGCUUGUUGUUCAACCUCUUGUCCUUCCUAUUGGUGGAAUCAACAAGAAUACCUUGGUCCUGCCGUCUUGAUGCAAGCUUACAGAUGGAUGGUGGAUUCCAGAGAUCAAGCAACCAAAAUGAGAAAGGACAUGCUACAAAACUCUAUGUCCUUGUACAGAUGUCACACCAUUAUGAACUGUUCUAAGACAUGUCCAAAGGGCUUGAACCCAGGUGGUGCCAUUGCUGAAAUCAAGAAAUCAAUGGCUCUUGAUGCUUAA
Molecule: messenger RNA, 762 nt
Organism: Pichia kudriavzevii
Lineage: Eukaryota; Fungi; Ascomycota; Pichiomycetes; Pichiales; Pichiaceae
Exons: 1
Coding region: 1-762 (253 amino acids)
Biological process (GO): respiratory electron transport chain; aerobic respiration; tricarboxylic acid cycle
Cellular component (GO): mitochondrial membrane
Molecular function (GO): electron transfer activity; 2 iron, 2 sulfur cluster binding
Source: RefSeq, a predicted model, not a curated record